Molecule: messenger RNA, 1569 nt
Organism: Manihot esculenta (cassava)
Lineage: Eukaryota; Viridiplantae; Streptophyta; Magnoliopsida; Malpighiales; Euphorbiaceae
Exons: 6
Coding region: 143-1372 (409 amino acids)
Cellular component (GO): chloroplast
Source: RefSeq, a predicted model, not a curated record
UUUAAAUUGAAAGCCACAUCUGGCUCAGUCGCCCACAUUUCUUCGUCUUCCCUUGUAAAAUAUCUUGCAAUUUCUCCUCAAUCCCACAAAAAAUUGAAGCUUUGAGCUCGAAUAAGGACCCUGUUUUUUUGUAUCCAAUUCUAUGGCAGCUGCUUCGUUGCUUGAACCGAGCCCAUUGAAAUGGCGGCAGAGCCUCCCUAUCCAAUUAUCCCCGCCUCGUCCUCUUCCCUCUCUCCCGUAUCCCAUCCCUCUCAGACCUGCUAAAUUCGGCGAUAAGGGUCAGAGCUUUGAUAAAUUCAGCGUUAGGUGCUCUUUCAUGGAUAAAAUUUUAACGAACUCAGAUAACAAUGCCCCAAGUUUGAGUUCGAGUUCAAAUUCCAAUCCCACAUCCGUUGCUAGCUUAAUAACAACUAAUCCUUUUGAAAUCAUUUAUAGUACGAUAAUAAAAGCUCUGAAAGUGCUUAAAAAGCCUGCGAUUGCAGCGAUUUUAGUGGGGCUUUUAUUGAUGUACGACCCUUCUUCUGCAUUUGCUGCCUCCGGUGGGAGAAUGGGUGGCAAGUCUUUUUCUGGGUCAUCUUCGUCAUCGUCUAGAAGCUAUUCAGUGCCUCGGACGUCCAGUGGUGGGUUUUCGUACUCGGUGCCGUACUAUGCGCCGUCGCCUUUUGGUGGUGGUGGCUUUUACUUUGGUCCCGCUGUGGGAGUCGGUGUAGGUGCUGGGUCUAGUUUAUUUUUUAUAUUGGCGGGUUUCGCGGCGUUUAUGUUGGUCUCAGGGUUCCUUUCCGACAGGAGUGAGGGUGGGGUUCUCACUGCCACUGCGAAAACAAGUGUUCUUAAACUUCAGGUUGGGUUGUUGGGUAUGGGGAGGUCUCUUCAGAGGGACCUCAAUAGGAUUGCAGAAAUUGCAGAUACGUCCUCGUCAGAGGGUCUGAGCUAUGUAUUGACUGAGGCAUCGCUAGCUUUGCUUCGGCAUCCUGAUUAUUGCAUAUCUGGUUAUUCAUAUGUGGAUGUGAAGCGAAGCAUCGAGGAUGGUGAAAAACGUUUCAAUCAACUUUCUAUUGAAGAAAGGGGGAAAUUUGAUGAAGAAACACUUGUUAAUGUGAACAACAUAAAAAAGCGAAGCACAUCUAGCCAAAGAGCUAAUGGAUUUAACAAUGAAUAUAUAGUGAUAACUAUCUUGGUGGCUGCUGAAGGAGUACAUAAAUUGCCAACCAUCAAUGGCAGCGGAGACUUGAAAGAAGCAUUGCAAAAACUCGGUUCCAUUCCCUCCAGCAAAAUACUUGCAGUUGAGGUGUUGUGGACCCCUCAAAAUGAAAAUGAUACACUAACAGAGAGGGAACUGCUGGAAGAUUAUCCACUUUUGAGGCCUCUAUAAAAAGUGCAUACUGUAUAGCAUUAACAUGGAUCUCCAUUUUUUUUUUUUUGAAAUUAAGGGGCUUUUUGUAUAGAAUAAAGAUUGUGUAUGAGAUUGCAUACUUAUCUCUUAUUGAAUAGAUGACAUUAUAUAGUGUUGAAUUGUUCAACUUAUAAAGAGCCAUGAUGAAUAUAUACGGCAUUGCAUUAGUUUUCUCA